Scatophagus argus is the source of this 5808-nucleotide messenger RNA. It is a transcript of the gene cpne5b, whose product is annotated as copine Vb. The coding region runs from base 602 to 2320 and encodes 572 amino acids. Lineage: Eukaryota; Metazoa; Chordata; Actinopteri; Scatophagidae. Gene Ontology annotation, molecular function: calcium-dependent phospholipid binding. Gene Ontology annotation, biological process: cellular response to calcium ion. The transcript has 20 exons. Gene Ontology annotation, cellular component: plasma membrane. The record is from RefSeq and is a predicted model, not a curated record.
UUUUUUUUCUUCCACGCCUCAGAUAAAGUCUUAAAUAUGAAAUGACAUCAGUGCGCAAUUAAAUGAGCAUGACGGUCAGCACCGAGGCUGUCUGCAGCAGCAGCAGCAGCAGCAGCAUGCAGCGGGGCAUGGGCAGGGUUGCCAGCACUUGAGUGUGGGAGGAGUAUGGGUGUGUUGGAGAGUAUCUAGCCUUUUCUCUCUCCUCCCGCUCUGCCGUGAGCGCAGACUGAAGACAAAGAGCAGAGAGAAGUCCACCUCUCCAUGUGAUGUGCAGCCGGUCGGUGAGGGUGCAACAGUAAUCUCAGAUACUGUCCUAGCAUUUUUUUUUUUAAAUUAACGCUGCAUGGACAGUUAACCAAGUGCGCCUCUGCCUUUAGCUUCUGUCCACUCACUCAGCCACCCCCCCACACUCCCCACUCAUCCUCCUCCCUCCUCCCUCCUCUCCAGUUUCAACAUUUGUGAAGUGGCUGCCUCACCCGGUCGGACCGGAGACCGUCUGGUCUCUGAUCUGGUCUCUGGAGUCACCGGAGACUCGACGCGCUCCGUCAGGGCCAGGCUGUGCGGCUCCCGGAUCAGACCCGAGCCAUCCCGAGAUCUGGCCAUGGAGAUGAUGGAGGGAGACGUUAUGGACAAGCUAGAGGACAUGUCGUCGGUGUACGACUUCGAUCCGAUCACCGGCAACAUCCCGGCCACCAAAGUAGAAAUCACCGUCUCCUGCAGAAAUCUACUGGAUAAAGACACGUUUUCCAAGUCAGAUCCAUUAUGUGUGCUCUACACGCAAGGUGUUGAAACCAAACAGUGGAGAGAGUUUGGCAGAACGGAGGUGAUAGACAACACCUUAAACCCCGACUUUGUUCGAAAGUACAUUUUGGAUUACUUUUUUGAGGAGAAGCAGAACCUUCGCUUCGACUUGUACGAUGUCGACUCUAAAAGCCCAGACCUGUCCAAACAUGACUUUUUGGGUCAAACGUUCUGUACUCUUGGUGAGAUUGUUGGAUCACCAGCCAGUCGACUGGAGAAACCACUGGGUGGGAUCCCAGGGAAGAAAUGUGGCACUAUCAUCUUGUCUGCAGAGGAGCUGAGCAAUUGUCGAGACAGUGCCACUAUGCAGUUCUGUGCCAACAAGCUGGAUAAGAAGGACUUCUUUGGCAAGUCUGACCCUUUCAUGGUCUUCUACAGAAGCAACGAGGACGGCACGUUUACUAUCUGUCAUAAAACAGAGGUAGUGAAGAACACAUUAAAUCCAGUGUGGCAGCCUUUCACUAUUCCAGUACGGGCGCUCUGCAAUGGAGACUACGACAGAACAAUCAAGGUGGAAGUGUAUGAUUGGGAUAGGGAUGGCAGCCAUGACUUCAUUGGGGACUUUACGACCAGCUACAGAGAACUAGCUCGAGGGCAGAGCCAGUUCAAUGUGUACGAGGUGAUUAAUACCAAGAAGAAAAUGAAGAAAAAAAAAUAUGUCAAUUCAGGAACAGUGACCCUGCUCUCGUUCUCGGUGGAGUCAGAGUUUACAUUCUUAGAUUACAUCAAAGGAGGGACGCAGAUCAAUUUCACUGUGGCCAUCGAUUUCACAGCAUCUAAUGGUAACCCCUCCCAGUCCACUUCUCUGCACUACAUGAACCCCUACCAGCUGAACGCCUACGCCAUGGCACUGAAGGCUGUCGGCGAGAUCAUUCAGGACUACGACAGUGACAAGAUGUUCCCUGCUCUGGGCUUUGGAGCCAAACUGCCCCCUGAUGGACGGGUGUCACAUGAAUUUCCACUGAAUGGAAACAUGGAAAAUCCGUACUGCAAUGGUAUUGAGGGUAUCUUGGAGGCAUACCACCAGAGUCUGAGGACAGUGCAGCUCUACGGGCCAACUAACUUUGCUCCUGUGGUGAACCAUGUUGCCAGGUAUGCCGCUGCAGUGCAGGAUGGUUCUCAGUACUUUGUGCUCCUCAUCAUCACAGACGGCGUCAUUUCUGACAUGGCCCAGACCAAAGAGGCCAUUGUAAAUGGUGCCAAGCUUCCUAUGUCCAUCAUCAUAGUUGGAGUGGGUCAGGCAGAGUUUGACGCAAUGGUGGAGCUGGAUGGCGAUGAUAUCAGGAUCUCAUCUCGGGGCAAACUGGCAGAGAGAGAUAUUGUUCAGUUUGUUCCCUUCAGAGAUUACAUGGACCGAACAGGCAACCAUGUGUUAAGCAUGGCUCGGCUUGCUAAAGACGUGCUGGCAGAGAUCCCUGACCAGUUCAUCUCUUAUAUGAAGAGCCGGGGGAUCAAACCCAACCCGGCGCCACCUCCCUACACACCUCCUGGACACACGCACCAUCACACUCAGAUCUGAAGCCCUCCUCCUGGCUUUUCACUGAGGACUAACAGCAUGAAGCAGUCCAGUCAGAGUCCAGUAGGAACUCUCUGCGUCCUUUCUGGUGCAAACAGAAGCUGAUGCACCAGAAAAUGGGUGUUAAAUUUUGUGCUGUAUCCUCUAAGUGACAAUUGGAGCAGCAUUUGUUUGGUUUUUAUUUUUGGUUUUCUGUGAUUUAUUUAUCUGGCCAGUUUCUCUUAAAGAGAGGCUGCAAACUUUCCAGGACUCGUUGGUGAAAGCCUUUUAAAAUCGACACUUGGGCAGUGACUGUUUCACGUCUGAUUUGACAGCAGGUUGGUUUAAAAAGGUCAUGUUGUGGUUAAAACUUGUGCCUGUCUGUGGUUGUUUCUCUAAGUGUAUCAGGACACGUCAACUUUGACCUAAGCCUUGCUCGUCAGUCAUUGGUGUGGCCUAUUACAGUGGUAUUUUUUAGAUACCUUUUCCCUUCUGGAAUCAGUUUUUAUAUUUGGGGAUUAUCUCUAUCUGCUGAUGUAUUAAGUUAUGAUGGAGGAUCACAGUUUAUUACAUUGAACAUUAAUCAGGACUUUCAUACCACAAGGUGUAAUAUCUUCUCUUCUUUAUUAUCUAAAUGUUUAUGAGCAUGUUGAAUGAAUUUCUUGAAUGUUAUUCAGAGUGGCAUGGGCAUAUGAUAGAUCUGUCAGAAACCUGUCAGUUAUUUUUAAGUGAUUGUGUAUGAAAAGCACAAGAGAACCUGUCUCUAUACCAAGAACAUGAUUAUGAUAUUUAUACAAGGUAAGUCAUAUUUAGUCAUUUGGAGUGCUGCCAUUCAUUGUUUCUGAUCUGUAUGCAGCUUAUAAGUGCAAGUCAAGUGUCUUUGUAGUGCAGCCCCAAGUCUACACAAUGACCCAGGCUUCCUGUCCUGCAGAAAGGAUAAAUUCCCUUCACAAAGGAUGAUGUUGCAUAAGGAGCAUAUUAACCAUUGUAUGAUAACAUCUGUUUCUUUUCAUUUUUAUAAUCCACAAAUACAUUAUAUACAAGACAGACUAUGAAACAGGACAAAGACACAAAGGACACAACAGAAAACAAAAACAUGUCAGAAGUAGCUGGAGUACCAACCUGGCAAAGCAAUGCCCCAAAUUACUUUGUGGUAAAUUGAUUAAUUGCCACUUUUCAUACCUUCCCCAUUUAAGUUGGUACAUACAGUAAUAUGUUAAUAAAAUGAAUGCAUACUUCAUGAAAAUAUUACUCACUGUCACAGAGAAAACAUGGGGGUAAGGUAACGCUCCUCUGCAGGGCCACUUGUUAAUUUAUAUUAUCCAAACACACCAGCUCUGCAGAGCACCGACCAUGUCAGUACAAAUCCGUAAGCCUCCAGCAGCUACAUAACCUCCACCGUCACAGACUGUGAGUCAGUAGGAUUGCAGCCACAGUGUUUAUCCCUUGAGAUUUACAUUUUAUACAGCCCAGUCCUCAUUGCAGUGUAUUACAAGUCUCUAGGGGAAGACACAAGUAGUCUCCAUAGUUUUAGAAUUUAUGUUAAUUCAGUACAUAAGUAAAUCUUUCAAACACAUUAACAAUCUGAAUAUGCUUCCACAGGGUAAAGAGGGAUCCUUUCGUGCUAAUUUUGGUCCCUCCUACCAUGUGCGACAUCAGUUUAGUGUGAAGAAUCAAACAAAAACAAACUGGCUUCUACAUAGCAAAUCUAAUUUUACCGCAUCAGUAAGCUCAUAAUGCGAGAUGCAAUUUUGCACAGUGAUGCAACAAUGAUCCCUGACAGACUUAUGAUGUGUCGUCUUACAAAUGCAUGAUCCAUGUAGGGAUGUUUCGAUCAGGAAGCACACGGGGUACAUAAGUAGGAGUAAAACAGCCACACGGAGAGGAGAGGAGAGUUAAUGCUCAAAGUGCAGGAACAACGUUAAUAAUUGUGAUGUUUUCAUCAUGUUUUGUUUUGUUUCUCUUUAUAAUGACAGAGUACACUCGCUACAUAAUUAGCCUUUUGACUUUAGACUUUGUACUGAAAGGAACAGGACACACAAGACAUCCAGGCACAUUGUGCAUAAAACAGAUUUCAGUGGGAUGCAGAUCCUCCAUUUACUUUAACUUUACUUUAAGUUAGUUUACUGAAUUUCUUUAGUUCAGACAUCAUUUUCCACAGAGGCUGUGUCCUAAUGACUGUGGGGAUUGUGGCAUGUUCAGCUCAAAGUAAAUCAUUGUGGAGCCUCACAGAGCUGAUUGGUAUGGCUGUAUCAUAAACAUGUAGUGCUUCUGAAUGUUACUUUUCUGUCCUUGUCACCAUCACUAUAGUCAUUGUUCUUCUCAUACUAUAAUUAUUGCAGUUUCACUUGGUUUUACUAUACCAUGACCUUCACACCUCACUGCAGUAGAGAAUAAUGAAACACAUAAACAAUGCUACAGUGAGUAUAAUAGACUGUAAAAGUUGUCCUCUCCAUUUAAACUAACAAAGCAGUGCAGAAGCUGAAUUAAUCCAUGCCGAAAAGGUUCAAUUGAAAUGUCUAAUGUAGCAAAUUAAAGGCCUUAAUAAUGUGAAAUACAGCCACUCCAUCUCAUUUAGUCCUGUAUUGGAAAGCUGUUUGGGUAUAUAAUUGUGGCUCUUAGCUGGAAGAGAGAAAACGAGUUAAUAGUAGUUAAAAUGGUGAACAACAAUUUGUUUGAAAAUCUUUGUGUUUUGUAAGAGAGGAAACCAUUAGCAAUGAAAUGAUAAGAGUUAUGUAAUAGCUGGUUUGCAUGUAGAUCUCAACUGCACUUCAUCCUAGGAGAAGAGUGCUUAUUGUUUGAUAUGUUUUUGGAAAUACUACGGUUUUGAAGCUAUUUAUUUAUUUAUUUUUUAUUUUUGGAGUUUGUAUGACAAGCCAUCAGUCUCCUCUUACAGCCCUGAUUUUAUUGGUAUGAUGGAUCGACUGCAUGUUUUCUUGGGGUACAUUGAGUGUUUAACCUGCACCAUCUGUAAAAUAGGAACCAGCCCAACCAGAUUACAUGCAUGUCUGUGCCAAACAUGGCAGUAAGCUCUGUGGACUGUUUACUAUUUCUUCUCUCUUGUGCCUGGUUCUCCAAACAUUUAUGUCUCACCAGUGGGUAAAACUGUAGCUAAUUAGCAUGUUACAGUUAAGACUUUUUUAUUUUUGUUUUAUUUUUGUUUUGUUUUGUUUUUUUUUUUUGUCAAAUUCCACAAUUUCUCUUUGUUGUUUAUAUUUUUUUUUUUGCAUGGCUCCCUACUUUCCUUUGAAUGAGUUUUUAUUGUAUAUGAUUAUGGUCAUAGAUGGGUUGUGAAAUGCUUUGUAUUGGAUUGCCUUAACUGAAAAUUAUUAAAAAAUGACUACUUUUAUAAAUGUUCUUUGAGUGUCAUGCUUUGAUCUCAGUGAUCAGUGUUUUAAUUUGUUACUCAGAAGACACAAUGAUUCAGUUAAUGUUCAAAAUUUUGUCAAGCUGCUGGUUGCUGAUGAGUGGCAAAGGGCUGCCAACUGUGCGAGGGAACCUCACGUUAGUUA